Mycena indigotica is the source of this 1008-nucleotide messenger RNA. RefSeq lists its product as uncharacterized. The record is from RefSeq and is a predicted model, not a curated record. Lineage: Eukaryota; Fungi; Basidiomycota; Agaricomycetes; Agaricales; Mycenaceae. The transcript has a single exon. Bases 271 to 1008 code for a protein of 245 amino acids.
UUUGCCUCCCACUCCAUCGCCUAUCAACAUGGCAACGUCUGUCCUUUGACGCUGCCCCACUUCGCCGGUUGGCCUUUCCGGACCCACAACAAGCCUCUGGUAAACGGUGGUUCGUACCGUGAUUUCCUCUGCGCUAUGACGCACUAACUUUUUAAAGCACCGAACUUGCCGUGCGAGUUCGGUCCGUUUUCGCACUCGCCUGGACCCGCCUGCCUACAACGCAGCACACUCAUUCCCGCUGCAACAUACCCCCCAUCCCCUUCACUUUCAAUGACGUUGCGGCCGAUACUCAAGGCUUUGCACAUCUCGACUACCACCACAGCCCCUCCCGAUGCCGAUGCAUCCAAGCUUCCUAUAUCCUCCAAUCCACUGCCUUUCGCAUCGUGUAGCUCUCGCAUGGUCAUGUACUCCCCACACGUCCAUUUCCCAACACAACCAUGUACUUUAACUGGAGCCACACACUCUCCUGGGACAUAUGAUCGCGCACCCAUCUCGGUCUCCCCCAACUCUUGCGCCCUGCCAGAACGUGGCGGGCGUGUUUAUCGAUCAUCAAUACCCUUGCCGUUGCCGACGCCAAAGGGGAGCUACUUCCACCCACGAGCAUACGAGGCUUGCGAGGCCCCAGAGCAGGACAGAGAACGGGAGUUUUACUUUGACUGCGAAGAGCCCGAUUCGUUGGCUGUCCCUGAACUGGGAUUCUUUUCGUCGGAAUCCUCAGAAUGCUACACGGACGAGUGUGCAUCGCCUGACCCAGGCUCGCCUCCUGUUCGGGCGAGUACUGUCCAAUUUGCGGCAGCCACUUACGAGAGCAGUCCACCACUUCGCUCAAGACAUUCUCGGGAGCAUGUGUUAUCCUUCCUUCCCCACCCACAUCCCUCCUCGCACCCGCCUACACCUGGCCUGGAUCUCAAGCGUCCCCGGCGCAAGAAACCUCGGCCUCGUCGCCCUCCGUUGUCUUUCCGGGUCUCGGAUGACGGAGACGCCCACGGCUGCUUGGACGGUUUCUAA